This is a messenger RNA of Spirometra erinaceieuropaei, 459 nucleotides long. Lineage: Eukaryota; Metazoa; Platyhelminthes; Cestoda; Diphyllobothriidea; Diphyllobothriidae. The record is from the annotation of a GenBank genome assembly.
AUGAUGCACUUCCGGUCAUGUGUAUUCCCAACCAGCGUCCACGAACUUCUCUUCGCGGAUGGCUGUGCCCUCAACACUACCUCGGAAGGGGACAUGCGAAAGAACAUGGAUCUCUUCUCUGCCGCCUGCGAGAACUUUGGUCUGGUCAUCAACACGGAAAAGACGGUGGUCAUGCACCAACCGCCACCCAACACUGUCCACAAUGCGCCGCAACUCAGCGGGAAUGGAACCCAACUGCAAGUCGGGGAUAACUUCACCUGCCUGGGCAACACUCUCUCCCGCAACACAAAGAUCGACGAUGAAGUGGCCCGCCGGAUUUCCAAAGUCAGCCAAGCCUUCGGCCGUCUGAAAAACACCGCCUGGAACCGUCACGGUCUCCCUCUCAACACCAAAUUCAAGAUGUACAAGGCAGUCAUCCUGUCGACGCAGCUGUAUGGAGCGGAGACCCGGACGGCGUAA